Messenger RNA from Nicotiana attenuata, 1515 nucleotides. RefSeq lists its product as uncharacterized. Lineage: Eukaryota; Viridiplantae; Streptophyta; Magnoliopsida; Solanales; Solanaceae. The transcript is spliced from 6 exons. Gene Ontology annotation, molecular function: zinc ion binding. The annotation marks the transcript as partial. The record is from RefSeq and is a predicted model, not a curated record.
AUGAAGGGGCUAAGGUACGCGAUCGCAGAGGAGUUCAUGCGAUCGCAUAGAACAGAAAAUGGGCCUGAUCAAUUAACCCUACGCGAUCGCAGAAGAAUGUACGCGAUCGCAGACACCAGCAACAGCAAUAAAAAUGCCAUGAUUAGAUGUUUUUGCUUAGCAGCUAUAAAGGAGCAUUUUGAGUUCUAUGUUAACAGGUCAAGUAACACGAGAUACUCUUUGAGAACACAUGAGUGCUCAGUUGAUAUUCGAAAAUCAGAUCAAAGGCAAGCAACUUCAAAUGUGAUUAGAGAUUACGUGAUUGACAACUUAAGAGACAUAGCUACUGAGGUAAAACCUAAGUUUGUCAUUUCAGAGAUGAAAAGAGCACAUGGAAUUGAUGUUGGUUAUGGAAAAGCAUGGCAUGCUAUUCAAAAGGGGUUAUCUUUGUUAAGAGGAACAACUGAACACAAUUAUGAGCAGCUGCCAUCAUAUUUGUAUAUGAUGGAACAAAAAAAUCCAGGAUCAUAUACAAAUAUUGUGAGAGAUGAAAAAAACAGUAUAUUAUACAGGAUGUUAGUGGUUGUCGUCCAGUAUAUUUUACAGGAUGUGUGUAUUGUAUUUUACAUGUUUUUUAUGUAUGGGGCAUCAAUUUUUGGGUGGAAGUAUUGUAGACCACUAAUUGCUGUUGAUGGAACAUUUCUAAAAAAUAAAUAUAGAGGUGUUCUAUUAGUGGCUGUUACCAAAGAUGCAAAUAAUCAGAUUUUUCCUAUAGCUUUUGGAGGAAUUAAGAAAGCAAUUGGGAUUCGUAAUGAUUUAAUGUUCUUGUCAGAUCGACACAAGGCUAUUGCAAAUGGAAUUGCAAAGGUUUUCCCUGAGUGCUACCAUGGAAUUUGCAUCUAUCAUUUAGAAAAGAAUCUGAAGCAAAGAAGAGUGAGAAACACUGUGAUAAAUCUCUUUCAAAGUGCUGCAAGAGUAUACCUUCAAUCAGAAUUUGAUGACUUCAUGUCCCAAAUAGCUGCUGUUGAUAAGAAAACUUUCAAUUAUUUGAUGGAGGAACCGCCAAGAAGGUGGGCUCGUUCACAUUGUCCCAGAAGAAGAUAUGAUAUGUUAACAACAAAUAUUGUUGAGUCAAUGAAUAAUGUUUUAAGACGUUCAAGAGAAUUGCCAAUUUUAACAAUGAUGGAUUUCAUACAAGAAAAAUUGCAAAGCUGGUUCUAUGAAAGAAGGACACUUGCAGAAGGAAUAUUCCGUGAUAUAUCAAAUUGGGCAGAAGCAACAUUGGAAGCAAAAAUUCAACCAGCUUUUACAUUUAGAGUAUUGCCCAUUGAUAGACUCAAAUUCAAUGUCAAAGAAGGUGGUAUGGAAUUUAUUGUUGAUCUAGACAAAAGAACAUGUGAUUGUUCUGAAUUUCAGCUAGAUGAGAUGCCAUGUGAACAUGCAAUUGCUGCAAUUGAGAGUAUACAUCAAAAGAAAUCGGCCUUUUGCUCAGCCUAUUUUUCAAGGGACUUUUGGUUGAAAACGUAUGAAGGGCAA